This is a messenger RNA of Polyodon spathula (Mississippi paddlefish), 6422 nucleotides long. RefSeq names its product receptor-type tyrosine-protein phosphatase delta-like. Gene Ontology annotation, biological process: protein dephosphorylation. Bases 408 to 6218 code for a protein of 1936 amino acids. Gene Ontology annotation, molecular function: protein binding; protein tyrosine phosphatase activity. The transcript has 38 exons. The record is from RefSeq and is a predicted model, not a curated record. NCBI's taxonomy places the organism in Eukaryota, Metazoa, Chordata, Actinopteri, Acipenseriformes, Polyodontidae.
ACGUUGAACUACACAUUUACAGCACACUUGGUUAUGAGGGAGAGAAAAAAAAAAAAAUCUCAAACACAGGAAAUACCUAUUCUGUUCAUCUCUAAAUAACAGCUCCAGGUCCACUCCUGCUUUCUUUUUGUUUCAUGUUUUGUUCAUAGAAAGAAAGUCAUUGCUUCAAGACAUAAGAAAAGAAAUAGAUAAGAAAAGAGACGGUUGUUUAGAUGGUGGAUUAUUUCACUCCUGCUGUAACUGCACUGGAUGUAACUCGCAACGCUUCUGACAAGAACAGGAGAAAUAGAGGUUUCGUAUUUAAAGAUCCAGCAUGCUGUUGUUAAGGCUGUGAAACACACUGCAUCUGAGAACUCAGACCAGACUCACUGUGGCCUAUGAGCCAGUGAGAACAAGGCUUCAAAAGGAUGCUGGUGCCAAGCUGUCGGAUGAUGCACAUAGCCAGGCCACUGGUGGUACUCCUGUGCUUUCUUCUCUUAGCAAAUGGUGAAACACCACCAAAGUUUACACGAACUCCAGAUGAUCAAACGGGAGUGUCAGGAGGGGUAGCAUCAUUCGUUUGCCAAGCCACGGGAGACCCAAGGCCUAAGAUUGUGUGGAAUAAGAAGGGGAAGAAAGUCAGCAACCAGAGAUUUGAGGUGAUAGAGUUUGACGAUGGAUCUGGGUCUGUGCUAAGAAUUCAGCCCCUGCGUACCCCCCGAGAUGAGGCUAUAUAUGAAUGUGUUGCCUCCAACAGUGUUGGAGAGAUAAGUUCCUCCACCAGACUCACUGUAUUACGUGAGGACCAGCUCCCUUCUGGUUUUCCCACCAUAGAUAUGGGCCCACAAUUGAAAGUGGUAGAGCGCACGCGCACCGCCACCAUGUUAUGUGCUGCCAGCGGAAACCCUGAUCCAGAAAUUACCUGGUUCAAAGACUUCUUACCCGUUGACACGACUAACAAUAAUGGCCGCAUCAAACAAUUACGAUCAGAAUCCUUUGGUGGUACACCAAUAAGAGGUGCCCUCCAAAUUGAGCAGAGCGAAGAGUCUGACCAGGGAAAAUAUGAAUGUGUUGCAACCAACGGUGCUGGUACACGAUACUCUGCCCCUGCCAAUCUAUAUGUCAGAGAGCUGCGAGAAGUACGGCGUGUCCCUCCAAGGUUCUCUAUCCCUCCAACAAACCACGAGAUCAUGCCAGGAGGCAGUGUAAAUAUCACGUGUGUGGCCGUAGGCUCCCCCAUGCCCUACGUGAAGUGGAUGUUAGGGGCUGAAGACUUGACUCCUGAAGACGAUAUGCCCAUUGGGAGAAAUGUACUAGAACUUACAGACGUGAGGCAAUCAGCCAACUAUACGUGCGUGGCCAUGUCAACUCUUGGUGUCAUAGAGGCUGUUUCACAAAUUAUUGUGAAAGCUUUGCCAAAGCCUCCUGGAACCCCAGUGGUGACCGAAAGCACAGCCACAAGCAUUACACUGACAUGGGACUCUGGGAAUCCGGAGCCUGUUUCUUAUUAUAUCAUCCAGCAUAGAUCAAAGUCUGAAGAGACAUACAAGGAGAUAGACGGGGUGGCCACCACACGGUACAGCGUGGGAGGCCUCAGUCCGUACUCUGAAUACGAGUUCAGGGUGGUGGCAGUGAACAAUAUAGGAAGGGGCCCACCGAGUGAGCCAGUGGAAACUAGGACUGCUGAACAGGCCCCCAGCACCGCGCCUCGCCAAGUAAUGGCACGAAUGCUCAGUUCUACCACCAUCCUGGUCCAGUGGGAGGAGCCAGAAGAGGCAAAUGGACAGAUCCAAGGCUACCGAGUUUAUUACACCAUGGAACCCAGCCAGCACGUCAACAACUGGCAGAAACACAACGUGGGUGACACUCACAUUACAACCAUCAGUGGCCUCACUCCACAGAAAACCUACCAUGUUAAAGUGCUUGCGUUUACAUCUGUUGGAGAUGGGCCCCUCUCCAGUGACAUCCAGGUUAUAACUAAGACAGGAGUUCCAGCUCAGCCAACUAACUUCAAAGCCGAGGCAAAGUCUGAAACCAGCAUACUGUUAUCAUGGGUGCCUCCAAAAGGAGACUCAAUCAUUGGUUAUGAGCUUGUUUACAAAAAAGGGGAACAAGGAGAAGAGCAACAUGUCACUUUUGAGCCCGACACGUCCUACCUGUUGCAGGGACUGAAACCCUUUACAAACUACUUCUUCCGCCUGGCUGCCCGCUCCUCGUAUGGCCAGGGUGCUGCCACUACUGAGAUAUCAGCUGAAACCCCACAGACACAGCCCUUGGCUCCUCCACAAGACAUCAAGUGCACUAGCCCCAGCUCCACCAGCAUUCUGGUAAGUUGGCUGCCACCGCCAGUGGAACUACAGAAUGGAAUCAUUACCAAGUACUCUAUCCAGUAUGUCGCCAUCGAAGGAGAGGACACAAACCCUCAUCAAAUCUCAGACCUCUCCCCUGAAACCUCCCAGUACCUCUUGGAAGAGUUGGAAAAAUGGACAGAGUAUCGAGUGACAGUGAGCGCUCACACAGAGGUUGGACCGGGCCCUGAAAGCUUGCCCCAGCUCAUCCGCACCGACGAAGAUGUUCCCAGUGGUCCCCCUCGUAAAGUCGAGGUGGAGGCUGUCAACUCCACAUCAAUUAAAGUCACUUGGCGUUCGCCAGUCCCCAACAAGCAGCAUGGGCAAAUCCGAGGAUACCAGGUGCAUUAUGUGAAGAUGGACAAUGGAGAGCCAAGAGGACAGCCUAUGAUUAAGGACAUCAUGCUUGCUGAUGCACAGUGGGAAUAUGAUGAUUCUACUGAACAUGUGAUGGUCAUUUCUGGUCUCCAGCCUGAAACGACAUACUCUGUCACUGUGACAGCUUACACAACUAAAGGAGAUGGAGCUCGCAGCAAGCCUAAGAUGGUGUCAACAACUGGUGCAGUUCCAGGAAGGCCCAGACUCCUUGUUAGCCCCACCCAGAUGGGGACAGCUCUAAUUCAGUGGCACCCACCAGUAGAGACCUUCGGGCCUGUGCAAGGUUACCGUCUCCGAUAUGGCCGCAAGGACACAGACCUCCUAACCAUACUAGAAUUUUCUGAAAAGGAAGACCACUUCACCGCCACAGACAUCCACAAAGGGGCCUCCUAUGUCUUCUGUCUUUCCGCCAGGAACAAAGUUGGCUUUGGGGAAGAGAUAGUGAAGGAGAUCUCGAUUCCUGAAGACGUGCCGAGUGGCUUCCCACAAAACAUUGUUGCCGACAGCCCAACUUCGACCACAUUUCAGCUUAGCUGGCAGCCUCCAGGGCUGUCCGAUCAAAACGGUGUCAUUGUCAAAUAUACCGUGCUAUACAAAGAUAUUAACAGUCCCAGCAACCCUUCCGAACUCAUUGUCAUGCCUCCAGAAACUACUGUGAAAAUCAGUGGUUUAAAAGCAGACACAACGUAUGAUAUCAAAGUGCGCGCAUAUACCAGCAAAGGGGCUGGCCCUUAUAGCCCAAGUGUUCAGUUCAGGACACAGCCACUGGAUCAAGCAGUGUUUGCAAAAAAUUUUCAUGUGAAAGCUGCCAUGAAGACAUCAGUGCUGCUAACCUGGGAGAUUCCAGAAAACUAUAACCCUGCCCAGCCUUUCACAAUUCUCUAUGACAAUGGACAAAGUGUUGAGGUGGACGGGAAAGUCACGCAAAAACUGAUCACCAACCUUCAGCCGGGUACCCAGUACUCCUUCUUGCUGACGAAUCGAGGGAACAGUGCCGGUGGACUCCAGCACCGUGUUUCAACCAUGACUGCACCAGACGUACUGCGCACUAAACCCUACUUCAUAGGGAAAACCAACACUGAUGGGAUGUUAACUGUUGAACUUCCUGCUGUGCAAACAACAGAGAAAGUAAAGGGAUACUAUAUAGUGGUAGUGCCUUUAAAGAAACAACGUGGGAAGUUUAUCAAGCCCUGGGUCAGUCCAGAUGAGAUGAAUCUGGAGGAGCUACUCAAACAGAUUAACAAAACAAGCAGAAGCCUCCGGCUCAGGAGGCAGGCAGAGCCCAAAUCCUACAUUGCUGCCUACUUCAAAGAGCUCCCCACUGAGUUCACUCUUGGAGACCAGAAGAUCUAUGGUGACUUUGAAAACAAGCCACUCCAAAAUGGUCAAGAAUAUAUCUUCUUUGUGUUGGCUGUUCUGGAGAUCUCUGAUAAUACAAUGUACUCUACUAGCCCAUAUUCAGAUCCAGUAGUUUCUGCUGACAUUGAUCCCCAGCCGAUCAUAGAUGAGGAGGAAGGAUUGAUCUGGGUGGUGGGGCCAGUGCUUGCUGUCGUGUUCAUUAUCUGCAUUGUCAUAGCCAUCCUCCUCUACAAGAGCAAACCUGACAGGAAAAGAGCAGAGUCUGACUCCAGAAAAAGCAGCAUUCCUAAUAGUAAAGAAAUCCCCUCCCAUCAUCCCACAGAUCCUGUGGAACUCAGGCGCCUCAAUUUCCAGACCCCAGGCUCAGGUCUCUCCGGUUACCCUGGUAACCUCCAUUCGUCAAGUAUGGCAAGCCACCCCCCUAUUCCCAUCAUGGAACUUGCUGAUCAACUUGAAAGGCUAAAGGCAAACGACAAUCUGAAGUUUUCACAAGAAUAUGAGUCCAUUGAUCCAGGCCAGCAGUUUACAUGGGAGCACUCCAACCUGGAAGUUAACAAACCAAAGAAUAGAUACGCAAAUGUGAUUGCAUAUGACCAUUCCCGGGUACUGCUUUUUGCUAUUGAAGGUAUUCCUGGCAGUGAUUAUGUGAAUUCCAACUACAUUGAUGGCUACAGAAAGCAGAAUGCCUACAUUGCAACACAAGGCCCCCUCCCAGAGACAUUUGGUGACAUUUGGAGAAUGAUUUGGGAGCAACGUAGUGCCAACGUUGUAAUGAUGACUAAGCUGGAAGAAAGAUCAAGGGUUAAGUGUGACCAGUACUGGCCCACAAGAGGAACCGAAACCUAUGGUUUGAUCCAAGUAACCUUACUGGAUACGGUGGAACUGGCAACCUACUGUGUUAGGACAUUUGCACUUUAUAAGAAUGGUUCUAGUGAAAAGAGAGAAGUGCGACAAUUCCAGUUUACAGCCUGGCCAGACCAUGGUGUCCCUGAACAUCCCACUCCAUUCCUAGCCUUUUUACGUCGUGUCAAAGCCUGUAAUCCACCAGAUGCUGGACCAAUGGUUGUACACUGCAGUGCUGGCGUUGGCAGAACUGGGUGCUUCAUUGUAAUAGAUGCCAUGUUGGAGAGGAUAAAACACGAGAAGACUGUAGAUAUUUAUGGCCACGUUACUCUAAUGAGAGCUCAGAGGAAUUACAUGGUUCAGACGGAGGACCAAUAUAUCUUUAUCCAUGAUGCACUGCUGGAAGCGGUGACAUGUGGAACUACAGAAGUGCCAGCCAGAAACCUGUAUGCAUACAUUCAGAAACUGACACAGAUAGAAUCGGGGGAGAAUGUAACUGGAAUGGAACUGGAAUUUAAGCGUUUGGCCAACACUAAAGCUCAUACAUCACGAUUCAUUAGUGCCAAUCUUCCAUGUAACAAAUUCAAGAACCGCCUUGUUAAUAUAAUGCCAUAUGAAUCCACAAGAGUAGGCCUACAGCCAGUCCGAGGGGUAGAAGGCUCGGAUUAUAUAAAUGGCAGUUUUAUUGAUGGAUAUAGACAACAGAAAGCCUACAUUGCCACACAGGGACCCUUAGCAGAGACUACAGAGGACUUCUGGAGGAUGCUUUGGGAGCACAACUCCACAAUUGUUGUCAUGCUUACAAAGCUCAGAGAAAUGGGGAGGGAAAAAUGUCACCAGUACUGGCCUGCAGAAAGAUCUGCCAGGUAUCAGUACUUUGUGGUGGACCCCAUGGCAGAGUACAACAUGCCCCAGUACAUCCUGAGGGAGUUUAAAGUGACUGAUGCCCGGGAUGGACAGUCUCGGACAGUAAGGCAGUUCCAGUUUACUGACUGGCCAGAGCAAGGAGUGCCAAAAUCAGGCGAAGGGUUUAUUGACUUCAUCGGCCAAGUGCAUAAAACAAAAGAACAGUUUGGACAGGAUGGGCCAAUAUCGGUUCAUUGUAGUGCUGGUGUCGGGAGGACUGGUGUUUUUGUUACACUCAGCAUUGUCCUGGAGAGAAUGAGGUAUGAGGGGGUAGUGGAUAUCUUCCAGACUGUCAAAAUGUUAAGGACACAGAGGCCAGCCAUGGUACAGACAGAGGACCAGUACCAGUUUUGCUAUCGAGCCGGAUUGGAAUACCUUGGAAGCUUUGAUCACUAUGCAACGUAAAAGCCCUGUCCACCCUGGAUUUUACAGCAGGCCCUUUAAGAUCCAGAAAGCCCCUUCUGAGCCAUAAAUACAUGCUUGAGAAGGUUCUUAACUUCUAGCAAAAGACUAAUUAAGUGUGGAAUAUAUAUAUAUAUAUAUAUAUAUAUAUAUAUAUAUAUAUAUAUAUAUAUAUAUAUAUAUAUAUAUAUAUAUAUAUAUUCCAGG